UCUCACCUUAAUUUCAUCCCACACCACACACACUCUUCCAAAAUGGUAACCCUCAAUAUCAAAAACAGCUUACUGACAAUCAUUCUGGCCGGAAUACUCGCCGGUGCCAUCCUACCGGAAAUCGUAGUGGGUCAGAACUGUGGUUGUGCAGCAGGCCUUUGCUGCAGCCAGUAUGGGUAUUGUGGCACUGGCAAUGCCUACUGUGGUGCAGGCUGCCAAUCAGGGCCUUGUACCGGUUCCAACGGUGCUUCGGUCUCUAAUAUUGUGACACAGUCCUUUUUCAAUGGGAUAAUCAAUCAAGCUUCUGCUGGAUGUGCAGGGAAAAGCUUCUUCACCAGGUCUGCAUUUCUUGAAGCCCUCGUUUCCUACCCUUCGUUUGGCACCACUGGAACUGCUGACGAUUCUAAGCGUGAAAUUGCUGCUUUCUUCGCACAUGCCACGCAUGAGACUGGAUGUAAGAUUUCAACUUCACUUUCCUCCAAUCCACACGUAAAUUGCUAAAAUCUGCACAAAUUU
Camellia sinensis is the source of this 516-nucleotide messenger RNA. Lineage: Eukaryota; Viridiplantae; Streptophyta; Magnoliopsida; Ericales; Theaceae. The record is from RefSeq and is a predicted model, not a curated record.